UCCACCAAAUUCCACAAACCAGCAACUUGUUCUUGUACUCUAAACUAAAACCUCACUAAAAUCUCACCCCAUUUCUCUCUCCUUCGUCACCCUUCAAACGCUCUUUUCCUUCCACAAUCCGCACUGCAACAGCCUAACCGGAUAAGAACCCAGGCGACUCUGUACCGGAAAAGUAAGCGUCCCUCUUUCCCCAAGUAAUUAUCCUUCAAAUUGUUCAAUUAAUUUUGUAGGGAAUUUCAAUUUCAUUAGCAGCAAUAGAAUACGAAUACACUUUUCAUUUCUGUGUAAAAUUAUGUGUUAAAUCAAUAUAUAACAUAUAAUUAAGGGGUAAUUAUGGAUGUAAUGAUACCUGCUAAGCAAACCCAUGAAGGGUUUUGCUCAUUUCAUUGUAUUCAAAGCAAUAAUGGUGCAAGAACUAGAAUUGGUACUAGGGUUUCAGCUAAUUUUAGCUCCGAAAAGGGGUUUUUAGCGUCUAAGAUAAGCUAUAUUGAAUUAUCAGUUGAUUUCCCUGAUUUGAAGAAGGAUAGGGUGUGUAGGAAACAGGAGAAAAAGAAAAACUUGGUUUAUGCUGUUUCUAAGGAUGAACCUUUAGCUAUUAAUGGUAGAGUUUUCCACAAUGAGAGAAACUCUGGUAGGCGAUUCGAGGAUGAUAGUUCAUCUUGGGCUUCUGCUGGUCCGACUUAUGAUGAAUUUGAGAGCAAUAAUUAUCUUCGCCGAUUGGUUAGGAAUGGGGAGCUUGAUGAAGCUUUUAAGUAUCUUGAAAGUAUGGUUUAUAGAGGUGAUAUCCCUGAUAUUAUCCCCUGUACCAGUUUGAUUCGCGGGUUUUGUAGGAUGGGUAAAACAAGGAAGUCUACUAGGGUUUUGGAAAUUCUUGAGGAAUCAGGAGCUGUACCUGAUGUAAUAACUUACAAUGUUCUGAUUAGUGGGUAUUGCAAAGCCGGGGAAAUGGAUAACGCACUUAAACUUCUCGAUAGAAUGAGUGUUGCUCCGGAUGUUGUGACCUAUAACACGAUUUUGCGUAGUUUGUGUGAUAGUGGGAAGUUAAAACAGGCAAUGAGGGUUCUUGGUAGGCAAAUGGAAAGAGAAUGUUACCCCGAUGUGAUCACGUAUACAAUUUUGAUUGAAGCAACUUGUAAAGAAAGUGGGGUUGUUCAAGCAAUGAAGCUUCUUGAUGAAAUGAGAAGCAAAGGUUGUACCCCCGAUGUGGUUACUUAUAAUGUUCUUAUAAAUGGGAUUUGCAAAGAAGGGAGAUUAGAUGAGGCGAUUGAUUUCUUGAAUAGUAUGCGGUCACUUGGUUGCCAACCAAAUGUAAUAACACAUAAUAUUAUUUUAAGAAGCAUGUGUAGCACCGGAAGGUGGAUGGAUGCCGAGAAAUUAUUGUCUGAUAUGCUCGGGAAAGGCUGUUCUCCUAGCGUUGUUACCUUCAAUAUACUGAUCAACUUCUUAUGUAGAAAGGGUUUAUUGGGUAGGGCAAUUGACAUGUUGGAGAAGAUGCCAAAACAUGGAUGUACCCCUAAUUCGUUAAGCUACAACCCUUUACUCCAUGCAUUUUGCAAAGAAAAGAAGAUGGAUAGGGCACUUGAAUACCUUGGUAUUAUGGUUUCUCGUGGGUGUUACCCCGAUAUAGUUACCUACAACACACUCCUUACAGCUUUAUGCAAAGCUGGGAAUGUUGAUGUUGCUUUGGAGUUACUGAAUCAAUUAAGUAGUAAGGGUUUGACACCUGUUCUGAUUACCUACAACACAGUAAUCGACGGGCUCUCUAAAUCUGGGAAAACAGAACAUGCUUUAAAGCUUAUGAGCGAGAUGCAGAAGAAGGGUUUACAACCAGAUAUUAUUACAUAUUCUUCAGUUGUUUCAGGGCUUAGUAGAGAGGGAAAAGUUGAAAAAUCAAUUAAAUUUUUCCAUGAGAUAGAAGGAUUAGGAGUUCAACCGAAUGCAAUUAUCUAUAACUCUAUUAUGUUGGGACUUUGUAAGGCUCGAGAUACUGCUCGUGCUAUUGACUUCUUGGGUUAUAUGGUAUCUAAAGGUUGCAAACCUACUGAAGCUACAUACACCAUUUUAGUUGAAGGUAUUGCAUAUGAAGGUUUAUCUAAGGAGGCUUUGGAGUUGCUGAAUGAGUUGUGUGCUAGAGGAUUUGUGAAGAAAAGUUCAGCGGAACAAGUAGCUGUGAAGAUGUAAGCUCAAGAUAUAUAGGCUAGUAAGCUAUGUUCUUGCUUUCUGCUCAAAAAUCAGUUUUUAGUUCGUUGUUACUUGUUACAGCUCUGUUUCUUUCAUUGCUUAGCUUAGUAAUGUCAGAAUUCAAUUUUGUUUGUGGUCAAGAAUCUUUCUGUGAUAGUUUAGUAUCAGUAUGUUUAUUGAACUGAUCUCUUUAUCUCCCUGUUAUAAACUCGUAAUCAGUUCUUUAAGAAAAUAGUUUAAGAGUUUCCCGUAA
Spinacia oleracea (spinach) is the source of this 2434-nucleotide messenger RNA. RefSeq names its product pentatricopeptide repeat-containing protein At1g09900. Gene Ontology annotation, molecular function: protein binding. The transcript has a single exon. The coding region runs from base 334 to 2181 and encodes 615 amino acids. Lineage: Eukaryota; Viridiplantae; Streptophyta; Magnoliopsida; Caryophyllales; Amaranthaceae. The record is from RefSeq and is a predicted model, not a curated record.